GUGGUGGUGAACCCCAUCUUUAUCUGACUGGUGAGGGUGUGGAGGAUUUAAGCCACCAUGCCGGGCGCCUACAAAGGUGAGUGUGGGGACGAUGUGGACCCCAUGCCUUUCCUGGCUCCCCCGGAAAAGGAGAGACUGGAGGCCAUGAACAGGCCCUAUGACAUCAAGAAGUCCUGCUGGGUGAAGCACGAGAAGGAAGGCUUCAUCGCAGGAGAGAUCCAGUCUGACGACGGUGAUAAAGUCACUGUGAAGACGGUCAAAAACGCGACAGUCACUAUAAAGAAGGAUGACAUUCAGCAGAUGAAUCCUCCCAAGUUUUAUCAGGCCAGUGACAUGGCUAACCUGACCUUUCUGAACGAGGCCAGCGUGCUGGAGAACCUUCGCUCUCGCUACGUCUAUAUGAGGAUCUACACCUACUCCGGCCUUUUCUGUGUGACUGUAAACCCCUACAAAUGGCUUCCUAUUUACGGGGUGAAGGUCGCUCAGCUGUAUAAGGGGAAGAAACGCAGUGAAGUUCCCCCUCAUCUCUUCUCCAUCUCAGACAAUGCAUACCAUGACAUGAUGAUGGAGCACGAGAACCAGUCAAUGCUGAUCACUGGAGAAUCCGGUGCUGGCAAGACUGAAAACACCAAGAAGGUCAUCCAGUACUUCGCCAAUGUUGGCGCCACUGGAGGAAAACCAUCUUCAGAUUCCAAGGGCUCCCUGGAGGAUCAAAUCAUCCAGGCUAACCCAGUCCUGGAGGCGUUUGGUAACGCCAAAACCACCAGGAACAACAAUUCCUCUAGAUUUGGGAAAUUUAUCCGAAUCCACUUUGGACCAACAGCUAAGCUGGCUGGUGCAGACAUAGAAAGUUAUCUACUGGAGAAAUCCCGUGUGAUCUCCCAACAAGCAGCGGAACGCAGCUAUCACAUCUUCUACCAGCUCCUGUCUGGGAAGAAACCAGAGCUGCUGGAGGCUCUCCUUCUGGUCGCGGACCCAAAACAGUAUGUUUGGAUCUGUCAGGGAGUCACGGUGGUGGAUAACAUGGAUGAUAAAGAGGAGCUGAUGCUGACUGAUAUGGCGUUUGAUGUGCUCGGCUUCACUGCUGAGGAGAAAAUGAGCAUCUACAAGCUGACCGGGGGCAUAAUGCACUUCGGUAACAUGAAGUUCAAACAGAAAGCAAGAGAGGAGCAAGCUGAUGUUGAUACAACUGAGGUGGCUGACAAAGUUGCCCACCUCAUGGGGAUCAACUCUGGGGAUCUGCAGAAGGGGAUCACCAGGCCUCGAGUUAAAGUUGGAAAUGAGUUUGUGACCAAAGGUCAGAACCAGGACCAAUGCGUCUACUCCAUUGGAGCUCUGGCUAAAGCCAUCUACGACAGAAUGUUCAAGUGGAUGGUGAACAGGAUCAAUAAAACUCUGGACACAAAGAUGCAGCGCCAGUUCUUCAUUGGAGUUUUGGAUAUUGCUGGCUUUGAAAUCUUUGAGUUUAAUAGCUUCGAGCAGCUGUGCAUCAACUUCACCAAUGAAAAACUGCAACAGUUUUUCAACCACCACAUGUUCGUCCUGGAACAGGAGGAAUAUAAGAAAGAGGGGAUAGACUGGGUCUUCAUAGACUUCGGACUCGACCUGCAGGCCUGCAUUGAGCUGCUGGAGAAGCCAAUGGGGAUCUUUUCCAUCCUUGAGGAGCAGUGUGUGUUCCCCAAGGCCACGGAUGUCACUUUUAAGACGGCCUUGUAUGACAAUCAUCUGGGCAAGUCUGCCAACUUUCAGAAACCGAAAGGUGGUAAGAAAGGGCCGGAGGUUCACUUUGAGCUGAUUCACUAUGCCGGCACUGUCGGGUACAACAUUGCAGGCUGGUUGGAGAAGAAUAAAGACCCUCUGAAUGAAACAGUGGUGGGCUUGUACCAGAAGUCCUCCAUGUCUCUUCUAGCUCAUCUCUUCAAAGAAGAGGAAGCUGCUGCUGGUGUCAAAAAACAGAAAAAGGGCUCUUCCUUCCAGACCGUAUCUGCUUUCUACAGGGAGCAGCUGAACAAACUGAUGAGCACCCUGCGAAGCACGGCUCCCCACUUUGUACGCUGCAUUGUACCCAAUGAAUUCAAGCAGUCUGGUGUUUGUGAUGCAAAUUUAAUCCUGCACCAGCUGGCCUGUAAUGGUGUCCUGGAGGGAAUCCGCAUUUGCAGGAAAGGCUUUCCCAAUAGAUUGCAGUACCCUGAGUUUAAGCAGAGGUAUUACAUCCUCAACCCCAAUGUGAUCCCAAAGGGAUUUGUGGACAACAAAAAGGCCUCUGAGUUGAUUCUAGGUUCGAUUGGGUUGGACGAUAUGGAGUACAGGAUAGGACACACCAAGGUGUUCUUCCGAGCUGGAGUCCUGGCUAAGCUGGAGGACAUGCGGGAUGAGCGGCUGGCUAAAAUCAUGACCAUGCUGCAGGGGCGUCUGAGGGGCACACUCAUGAGAGUAGAGUUCAAGAAGAUGCUUGAGAGAAGAAUUGCUCUCAUUGCUCUUCAGAGAAACGUGAGGAAGUUCCUUCAGCUCAGAUACUGGGGAUGGUGGAAACUAUACACAAAGGUCAAGCCUUUGCUGCACGUCGCUCGUCAGGAGGAUGAGCUGAAGGCUAAAGAGGAAGAGUUACGGGUUGCCCUCGAGAAAACGGCAGAAAUGACGGAAAAGAUCAAAGAGCUGGAUGAAAAACUCGUCACUCUGUCUAAAGAGAAGAGUGACUUGGCCUUAGCCCUGGCAGCUGAGCAAGACAGCAUAGCCGACGCUGAAGAGCGCUGCAGCCAGCUGAUGAAACAGAAGAUGAACAUGGAGGAGCAGAUCCAGGAUAUGAAGGAGAGGCUGGAGGAGGAGGAGGGCAGUGCUAUGGCAUUAAGUGCUCAGAAGCGCAAGCUGGAAGGAGAGCUUAUGGACCUGAAGAGAGAUCUGGAAGGCCUGGAGUCCACUCUGGCAAAGUCAGAGAAGGAAAAACAGGGCCUGGACAGCAAAGUGCGCUCUUUGACAGCCGAACUUGGUCAGAGGGACGAUACCAUUACCAGGUCCCAGAAGGAAAGAAAGGCUCUGGAGGAACUGCAACAGAAAACUCUGGACGACCUUCAAGCUGAGGAGGAUAAAGUGAAUCAUCUCACCAAAACCAACAGCAAGCUCACCUCUCAAGUGCAUGAGCUGGAAGAUAACUGGGAGCAGGAGAAGAAAAUCCGAGGAGAGGUGGAGAAGGCCAGACGCAAAGCCGAGGCAGAUCUGAAGAUGACCAUCGAUAACCUCAACGAGAUGGAGAGAGCUAAAAUAGACCUGGAGGAGGUUGUCAAAAAGAGGGACAUGGAAAUUAACCAUCUGAACGCUAAACUGGAGGAUGAGCAGUCUCUCAGCUCCACUCUGCACAGGAAGCUCAAAGAGCACCAGGCCCGCAUCGAGGAGCUGGAGGAGGAGCUGGAGGCGGAGAGGGCAGUAAGAGCUAAGGUUGAAAAGCAGAGAGCAGAUCUGUCCCGGGAUCUUGAGGAUCUUGGGGACAGACUGGAGGAGGCAGGGGGUGCCACUUUUGCUCAGAUCGAGCAGAAUAAGAAACGUGAAGCUGAGCUGAUGAAGCUCCGCAGAGAGCUGGAGGAGGCGGCUCUGCAGUCCGAGGCCACUGCCUCCGCCCUGAGGAAGAAGCACUCGGACGCCAUGGCGGAGCUGGGCGAGCAGGUAGAGAAUCUACAGAGAGUCCGGAUCAAACUGGAGAAGGACAAGCAGGUCAUGAAGGCGGAGAUUGACGACCUGAACGCCACGGUAGAGGCAGUGCAGAAAUCCAAGCUGAACGCUGAGGCCCACGUCCGUAAGUUAGAGGACAGCCUGGCCGAGGCUAAUUCCAGACUGGCAGAGAUGGAGAGAUCCCAGACUGAGCUCAAUACCAUCAAAAUCCAUCUGACAGCCGAGAACAGCGAUCUCAGCCGUGAACUGGGGGAGGCACAGAGUAAGCUCAACCAGAUUACACGGAUCAAAGCUUCACUGACCACCCAGAACGAUGAGCUGAAAAGACAGGUGGACGAAGAGUCAAAGGCUCGAAGUGCAGCUGUCAUCGGCCUGGCUAAUGCUCAGCAUGACCUGGACCUGAUGAAGGAGCAGCUGGAUGAGGAGCAGGAGGGCAAAUCGGAGAUGCAGCGCCUCAUCUCCAAACUCAACGCAGAGGUGACCACCUGGAGAACCAAGUACGAGACGGAUGCCAUCCACAAAACUGAGGAACUGGAGGAGACCAAGCGUAAGCUGACUGUCCGGCUCCAGGAGGCAGAAGAAGCUACAGAAGCAGCUCAGGCUCGUGCAGCGAGUCUGGAGAAGGUCAAACAAAGGCUUCAGGGAGAAGUGGAGGAUCUGACUAUCGACCUGGAGAAGUCUAAUGCUGCCGCUGCUGCUCUGGACAAGAAGCAGCGCAGCUUUGACAAGAUGACUGCGGAGUGGAGUCAGAAGUGUGAGGAGAUGCAGCUUGAGCUGGAGAACUCCCAAAAGGAAUGCCGCACCUACAUGACGGAGGUGUACAAACUUAAGACGUCUUACGAGGAAUCACUCGACCAUCUGGAGACUGUCAAGAAAGACAACAAGACCCUCUCUGACGAGAUCCGAGAUCUCAUGGAGCAGCUGGGUGAGGGUGGGAAAAGUGUCCAUGAGCUGCAGAAAGCCAAGAGGAAGCUGGAGGUUGAGAGGGACGAGCUGCAGAUAGCCCUAGAGGAGGCAGAGACCUCUCUGGAGGUGGAGGAAGGUAAGGUGGUCCGAGUCCAGUUGGAAUUGGCUCAAGUGAAAGCAGACAUUGAUCGCAGAAUUCACGAGAAAGAAGAAGAGUUUGAAAUCACCAGGAAAAACCACCAGCGUGCCAUCGAGUCACUGCAGGCCAGCCUGGAGGCGGAGGCUAAAGGUCGCGCCGAGGCUCUGAGGAUGAAGAAGAAAAUGGAGUGUGAUCUGAACGAGAUGGAGAUCCAGCUGGAACAUGCCAACAAGAACAACAGCGAGCUGGUCAAAACCCUGAAGAGACUGCAGCAGCAAAUCAAAGAUAUGCAGAUGCAGAUGGAUGAAGAUGCACGAGUGCACGAGGAGCUAAGAGAGCACUACAGCCUGCAGGAGCGCAGAGUCUGCCUGCUGCAGACAGAGAUAGAGGAGCUGCGCAGCGGCCUGGAAGCUUCAGAGCGCUCCAGGAAGCUGAUGGAGCAGGAACUGGUGGACGUUACUGAGCGCCAUAAUGAGCUCUAUUCCCAGAACCAGAGCUUAAUUAUUAUCAAGCGCAAAAUGGAAGCAGACUUGACUCAAGUCUCAAACGAGAACGAGGAGCUGAUCAGCGAGUUCCGCUCUGCUGAUGAAAGAGCCAAGAAGGCCAUCACAGAUGCAACCCGUAUGGCGGAGGAACUGCGGCAGGAGCAGGACCACUGCAUCCAUCUGGAGAAGAUAAAGAAGAACAAUGAGCUGAUGAUCAAAGAUCUGCAGCUGAAAGUGGAAGAGGCAGAGGAGCUAGCCUUAAAGUCAGGCAAACGUACCAUCCAAAAAUUAGAAGUCAGGGUCAGGGAGUUGGAGAGUGAGCUGGAUGUGGAGCAGAAGAGACAUGUGGAGACGGUGAAGGUCCUGCGUAAGAACGAGCGCCGCCUGAAGGAGCUGAUCUUCCAGACUGAAGAAGACCACAAAACCAACCAGCGCAUGCAGGAACUGGUGGAGAAACUGCAGAACAAACUCAAGUCCUACAAGAGGCAGAUAGAGGAAGCUGAGGAGCAAGCCAACACAAGUCUGUCUAAGUACAGGAAGACCGUGCAUGAGCUGGAUGAUGCUGAGGAGAGAGCGGGCAAUGCUGAGAUGGCUCUGAACAAACUCCGAACCAGGAAUCGUGCUUCAGUGACCAAGGGCUUUACUAACGUAGAGAUCGUGCAGAUCUCUAAAACCUCCAAGAGUUCCUCAGAGGAGUAAGAGUUCUGACCCAUGCAGGAGAGUGACGGACAGACCAGCACUCAUUCCCCACUGGAAGACCUUCUACACAGCGGACGAGAUUAGAGAGAUUCACCGAAGUCUUAAAGCUAAACUGAAAAGUCUUAACUAGUGUGUGUGUGCGUGUGUGUGUGUGUGUGUUGUACUGUGUGUUAGAUGAAUGUGAUGGGUUUGAUCUGAAGCUGUGUAGAAAUGGUCUUCAGUAAUGGGGUCUGAUUGGGGGAAGCUGCACUCUCAUGUCAACGAUAGAGGGUACACCUGUGUUUGUCACUCUCCUGUCAUGAGAAAAAAUUAUCAAAAUAAACUUUAAGCAAGGA
Messenger RNA from Astyanax mexicanus (Mexican tetra), 6227 nucleotides. RefSeq names its product myosin-16-like. Gene Ontology annotation, cellular component: myosin complex. The coding region runs from base 58 to 5892 and encodes 1944 amino acids. Lineage: Eukaryota; Metazoa; Chordata; Actinopteri; Characiformes; Acestrorhamphidae. Gene Ontology annotation, molecular function: actin filament binding; ATP binding; cytoskeletal motor activity. The record is from RefSeq and is a predicted model, not a curated record. The transcript has 42 exons.